UAUAAUUAAACCGUUUCUUCUUUAAAAAAAAAAAAUCAUUUUUUUCAUAAAAAAAUAGCUGAGGUGAAUGAAAUACAAAUUCAUCCUAAUCAAAAUUAUAUUCACAAUAUUUACCCAAAAUAUAAGCUUGGUUAUUUUUUUAUUUAGAUAAAAAAAGGACCCAACUUGCACUCAUUGGACAGCUAAGCCCACUUGCCCACAGUAUAAAAAGGGUCGAUCCAGCAGCAAGCAAGCAAGACUAUAGAAAAUCAUAUAUAUCUCCACUUUUCCAAUGAAGAAUUAGCCAAACGGUUUAUGGCAAUCGCCGCUGCCAUGAGCAGAGACGAAGCUGAGAAAGACGCGCACGAGAACGACCUCGUCAUGCCCGGCUUCCGCUUCCACCCUACAGAAGAAGAACUCAUCGAAUUCUAUCUCCGUCGCAAAGUUGAAGGAAAACGCUUCAACGUCGACCUCAUAACCUUCCUCGAUCUCUAUCGCUAUGACCCUUGGGAGCUUCCCUCACUGGCAGCGAUAGGGGAGAAAGAAUGGUUCUUUUAUGUGCCGAGGGACAGGAAGUACAGGAACGGAGACCGGCCGAACCGGGUGACCACAUCGGGAUACUGGAAGGCGACCGGAGCGGACCGGAUGAUUCGGAGCGAGAACUCGCGACCGAUUGGGCUGAAGAAAACUCUUGUUUUUUACUCGGGGAAAGCACCUAAAGGAAUCCGCACUAGCUGGAUCAUGAAUGAGUACAGGCUCCCGCAGCCUGAAACCGAUCGAAAUUAUAAGACGGAGAUCUCGCUGUGCAGAGUGUACAAGAGACCUGGUGUAGAAGAUCACCACCGUUCUUCCAACAAAAUCUCUUCCAAGGCUUCAUCAUCCAGCACUACUACACCAGACAAAAAUCUCAGACAAAUCAAUCCUCUUCCCAUAGGCUAUCUACAAUCUGCAGCUGGAGAAGGACCUUCACCUUCUUCAGAGCUUGGCGACUGUAAAUGCACAGAGGAAGCCAUGUACGCUUCUUCCACCACCAUUCCCAUAGUUUCUCUCAGCUCAACUCCAAUGGAAGAAGAAGGUUCAUCACAGUACCAUUCACAGCCACCCAUACAUUCUUCUUCAGACACCUCUGUGCAUGAACUGAGCAGGAUUGUAAGCUACCUGAACCAGCCACAACUGCUUCCUGUGAAUCAAUUGCCACCGCUAUUAUCCAAUAAACUUUGGGAAUGGAAUGAUCCUUUUAGUGAUGCUGCUAGAGAUUACAGCGUUAAUUUUAAAUAACGCUUAUAUGGCCUUAUAUAUAUAUAUAUAUAUAAUAUAAUGAUGCUGCAGCCUUUUAGCUUUCUCCUUUACUUUUGUUGCUAGUUAUGGUUAUUAUAAGUUUCUUUACUAAUCUAGUAAUGUAAGAUGAAGUGCAGCUAUUUUGAGAACUUUGAUGUCC
This is a messenger RNA of Dendrobium catenatum, 1417 nucleotides long. RefSeq names its product NAC domain-containing protein 35-like. The transcript is spliced from 3 exons. NCBI's taxonomy places the organism in Eukaryota, Viridiplantae, Streptophyta, Magnoliopsida, Asparagales, Orchidaceae. Gene Ontology annotation, molecular function: DNA binding. The record is from RefSeq and is a predicted model, not a curated record. Bases 295 to 1257 code for a protein of 320 amino acids. Gene Ontology annotation, biological process: regulation of DNA-templated transcription.